UACUGAGACGUAACCGAGGUAAGCCCUACUGAUGUGCCGCCUGCUCCUGGGGCAUGAGCAAAGUAAAGACUGUCUUACUUAUCUGAGGUCUUGUAGCAAGCUUUUAUUUGCCUUGCUAAUAAGUUUUGAUGGAUCUGCCGAUUUCAGUAGCAUCCAUCGGUUAAGGGAGAAAAACUGAUUUACUGUGGCGAAUCUACAGGUGGUUUUGCUAAGCGACGACCGUAAAGUGUGUAGGUUUGAGUCACACGUGUUUGCAGUCAUGUUGAGCCCUGAAUCUUACCACACGAUGUUCCCCUUGACACCCACUGUCUGGCAUAGUGCUGCCUUAUCCCAUCUGCCGUACCGCACCAUGAUACUUAGUCCACCUCUCCCGUACCCGAUGUCGUCUAUCAAGAGGUAUCACCGUCGCUGCCACCGUAGAAAUAGCAGGUCGACAUCUUUUACCAUAGAUUCCAUCUUGGGUUUGCAACAAGAAGACGCGGAGACGAGACACUGCGAGAAAGGGGACAGCCAGACAGUCUGUGAUCUUGACCCAUACCGGCAAUCAGCCAUAUCGGACGGCGUGAAAGUGCCAAGCCUUCACCGCUCACUGCCUGCCUCCCAUAUCUCACUCUAUCCGGCCUCAGCUUAUCUUGCUCCCCAGAUGACAAGCGGAAGAACCAUCGUAAGAUCUAACACAGAAGAAUUUAGUGAAACGGGAAAGGACCUCGACUAUGACUUUUUGGAACCGUUUGAAGUCAUCAACAGUGACAGAAAAAUAAAUGACCGAGCGGAGAUAGGCCUAUGCCCCAGCACGAAGCGAUCUGGGCUUCCGGAUCUGGACUGGAAUUCUGAGGUUACUGAGCAGAAUAGCAAGCCCAAGCGAGUACGCACGAUCUUCACCCAAGAGCAGUUGGACCGUUUGGAAACCGAAUUUUCCCGGCAGCAAUAUAUGGUCGGCACGGAAAGACUGUACCUGGCUGCCCAACUCGAUCUGUCAGAGUCGCAGGUCAAAGUGUGGUUUCAGAACCGGCGUAUCAAGUGGCGCAAGCAGAACCUGGAGAGCCAGCAGGAAAAGCUUGCCAAAUACCGCGCCAUGAGAGCAAAGGAGCGACAAGUACGCGUCCAAGACGGGGGUAGUCCAACGGAGUCGAGGAUAGCUGACGAAGCCAGCGACGAUGAAGUCACUGACGACAUUAAUGAUGAGAACAAGAUCAAGCCAGACGAAGGAGUCACCGCGACGGAAUCUGAAUCCGUAACAACGGAUGCUACCACUCAUAGACGAGGAUCAUCCUCAACGCUCGGAAUCCCUCAUUCCUCUCACGACUUAGUCGCACGACUUAGUGUGAAAUGACCAACUUCUAGGUUCAGCUAGAAUACAAUCAUCAAAGAACAAUUAAAAAAACUCUGACUGUAAUAGUCACGACUGUGCACUCAUUGAAUUGCACCUGUCACUGUGUCAACUAUUCUUGACCAUCCACUGUCUCUCAUGGUUCAAAGUUAUAAUUUUAUGAGUUACUAUGUUACAUGUAUACUAACCUUUUUCCGAAAUGUUGACUUUAAAAAAAAAAUGUUUAAAAGUACAAACGUUCAGUUUAUCAGAAAAAUCGAACCAAGUACCGGAGUAUAAUUGCAUCUAAUUUGCUGUAAUUCACUCUUGGAGUAAAAUAGGUGAUUCCAAGAAUGAGCUUAAUAAAAUGAGCAACGAAGAUAUAACAAGGUCAAGAUAUGACAAGGUCAUUGUGAUCUUCUACCCUUUAAGAAUAAUUAUUGUUUAUAUAAUUAUGAUCUUGAUGGUUCUUCUUAUUAAAAUGAAUUCAUCCACUGUCUGACACCGUCAUCAUCGUUAUCGUUUUGCGGUAUGGAAAAAUGAUAGAAUGAGGACAUUUUUAAUUUGGAUGCACGUAGUCCCAGGUCAUUCAUAGAAUACCGAAGUGACUUCGUUAGGCGCAAGAGUG
Acanthaster planci (crown-of-thorns starfish) is the source of this 1937-nucleotide messenger RNA. RefSeq lists its product as uncharacterized. Gene Ontology annotation, biological process: regulation of transcription by RNA polymerase II; central nervous system development; neuron differentiation. Gene Ontology annotation, molecular function: RNA polymerase II cis-regulatory region sequence-specific DNA binding; DNA-binding transcription factor activity, RNA polymerase II-specific. NCBI's taxonomy places the organism in Eukaryota, Metazoa, Echinodermata, Asteroidea, Valvatida, Acanthasteridae. The record is from RefSeq and is a predicted model, not a curated record. Gene Ontology annotation, cellular component: nucleus.